GUGUCCAGCACUUUGCAAGUUUCUCCCUGUGAUGUGAAUAGGCUCGAAAACGGGAGGGUUGGAGACGCUUUGCUUCAUAAUUAAUGUUUUCCCAUGGAGGAGGAGCCCGCGUCCUCCGAGAAGGGGAGACUAACCGUAAGGUGGGAGAAAAUCUUUUUUUUUUUUUUUCCUGAUUUUCCCCCCUUUUUUUCAGUGGGAUAACAUCAGGAGGGUUUGUCUAGGCGAGCCAAUUAAGUCCCACCCCUGCUAUAGAUCGCUGCUAUAAUACAAAGCAGUAAAAGCGCUCGGCUCACACGAGCGGCUGCAGUUUAAACCAGAGAUCCCGUGGCUUAUAAUUCUCUCACUACUUUUCUUUUUUUUAUAUCCUCUUUCGAUGUGCCCCGUUAUUACCAUCAGUCUGAGGCGCUCAUUUCCGCACCUGCCGCGGUAAGAGACCAAGAGACGCAGGCGGAAAAAAAAAAAAAAGGGAGAAGAGAGGAGACAAGGACAUCUGCAGCUGAGAUAAGACAGCAGCCGCAGCGGUGACUCUUUUUUUCUUUUUUUUUUUUAGAUCUUUUUUUUUCUUCAUUAUUUUAUAUUUAACAUGCAUCAGCGCUGGACCAGAAUCGCUUCUGUCGCUCUCAUCUGCUUGUCCUUGGUGUCCUCCGCGAUGGGAUGCGGACCGGGCAGGGGCUACGGCAGGAGGAGACACCCCAAGAAGCUGACACCUCUGGCGUACAAGCAGUUCAUCCCCAAUGUGGCGGAGAAGACCCUGGGGGCGAGCGGUAGAUACGAGGGCAAGAUCACACGGAACUCCGAGCGCUUUAAAGAGCUCACUCCCAAUUAUAACACAGACAUCAUCUUCAAGGAUGAGGAGAACACAGGAGCCGACAGGAUGAUGACUCAGAGAUGCAAGGACAAGCUGAAUUCGCUGGCCAUCUCUGUGAUGAACCAAUGGCCCGGGGUGAAACUCCGGGUCACAGAGGGCUGGGACGAGGACGGGCACCACUUUGACGAGUCCCUGCACUAUGAGGGCAGGGCCGUGGACAUCACCACCUCAGACAGAGACAAGAGCAAAUAUGGCACCUUGUCCAGGCUCGCCGUGGAAGCCGGAUUCGACUGGGUCUACUAUGAGUCAAAGGCCCACAUCCACUGCUCUGUGAAAGCAGAAAAUUCAGUGGCAGCAAAGUCAGGUGGCUGCUUCCCGGGAUCCUCCACAGUCACCCUGCAGGACGGCACCAAGAAGCCGGUCAGAGACCUCCAACCCGGGGACAGAGUCCUGGCUGCGGACGGCGUCGGAAACCCGAUCUUCACCGACUUCAUCAUGUUCAUAGACCGAGACUCCACCACCAGGAGGACCUUCUACGUGAUCGAGACCGAGACGGGCCAGAAGAUCACCCUCACCGCCGCGCACCUCAUCUUUGUCGCCCGCGAGAACUCCACGCGGUCGGCAACGUUCGCCAGCGACGUGCGACCCGGACAGAAGGUGUUCGUCUACGACGGGGAGCGGAGGCGAGUCGUGGCCGUGAACGUGAAACGGAUUUACACGCAAGAGCACGAGGGCUCCUUCGCGCCCGUGACGGCACAGGGGACCGUGGUGGUGGAUCAGGUUCUGGCAUCCUGUUACGCAGUGAUCGAGGACCACCAGCUUGCGCACUGGGCCCUGGCGCCCGUUAGGAUCGCCCACUGGGUGUCCUCCUCGCUGUUCAUCUCCCGGCCUCGGGUCAGCGCGCACAACGAGGGGGUCCACUGGUACUCCAAACUUCUUUACCAGCUGGGGACGUGGCUCUUGGACGACCACUCGAUCCAUCCACUGGGAAUGUCAGCAUACCCAAGCUGAAAAUCCCCCCUCCCCCCCCCACAGGAACAAAAUCAGACUCAAGUAGGACCCUCGAACUAUCCAGUAGAAUGACAUAUUAAAUAAUAAUAAUAAUCUUAAAAUAAAAAAAAGAAAAGAAAAACGAACAAAAAGGCCCCAGCGGAGUUGGGAUAUUUAUUUCAGUGACUUUUCCAUGAUGCGUCCCCUUUCAAUGAAUGAAUGGAGCCUUAAAAAAAAUCCUCUUUGAAUAAUUUAUUCUCAUGUGAACUCUGCUGCUGCUGUCACAGAAAUGGAUUGUGAAACGAUGCGAGCAGCAAAUUGUGCAUAAUCUAUUUUUGUAUAUCUCAACUACAAAAAGCAAAAAGAUUUGAAAACGGAGAAAAACAACAAAAAAAUAUAUAAAAAUGAAUAAAAAAAAAUAACUGGACAGAGAAGAAGAUCACUAUACAUGUGCAACUGACUGUUAUAUUUUGGGGGUAUAGAACAAACUUUGCGGGGUUCCAUAAAUUAUAUUUUUAUACACAGAAAUGUAAAUUAGAUUUGCUGCCGAAUCACAUUUCGUUAUUUGAAAUAGUGUAAGAUAUGAGAAUAUAUUUUAAUUUAAAAAAAAAUACAGUAGCUUGGAAAGUAUUGGAAUUCUUGUACUGCUAUUUGCUAUUUUAUUUUAUUAUUUUUGGUGUCAUGUCUGCAUUUUAUGCUUUUCUGUGUGUGUGUGUGUAUGUUUCUAUUUUCUUUGUUUUCUUCAGAGGAAAUGAACGUGUCAAAAAUUGCUGAUUUUGACAGUUCAGUAACCAUUAAAGUAGUACUGAAGCAACUUCGUUAAAUAAAUUAAUAAGUAACUCCUGUAAAUGUACUAAAAUGUUUUGUUUUUUUUCUUUUCAUAUUUUGUAAUAGGGACAUAGUUUUCUAUGUAUAGAAAAUGACCUGCGGCAGAUGCACAUGUCUGGAUAGUCUCUACCAUACCAGUUAACUUUCAUAACAGGGCGAUGUGUCAAGAAAUGUCUAGAGUUUAUUAUUUAUAUGUUUAUUACAAAAAUGAGAUAAAGAAAAUCUUGAAAAUUGCA
Molecule: messenger RNA, 2862 nt
Organism: Xiphophorus couchianus (Monterrey platyfish)
Lineage: Eukaryota; Metazoa; Chordata; Actinopteri; Cyprinodontiformes; Poeciliidae
Gene: shha
Product: sonic hedgehog signaling molecule a
Exons: 3
Coding region: 584-1819 (411 amino acids)
Biological process (GO): cell-cell signaling; cell fate specification; smoothened signaling pathway
Molecular function (GO): patched binding; calcium ion binding
Source: RefSeq, a predicted model, not a curated record